UACGUAAAGCUGGCGCUCCGGUUUCCCUGGCGGAGAAGAUGGCGGCUCCGGGACCGGGGGAGUAUUUCAGCGUCGGGAGCCAUGUCUCUUGCCUCACCUGUUUAGGCCAGCGUUUGCAGGGAGAGGUGGUGGCUUUCGAUUAUCCGUCCAAGAUGUUGACUUUGAAAUGUCCUUCCUCCAGCGGUAAGACCAACCUCAGUGACGUCAUCUUGGUGAACUUAGCCUACGUUUCAGACGUGGGUGUUAUUAACGACCGCACUGAGACUCCUCCUCCUCUAGCAUCCUUGAAUAUUAGCAAGCUAGCCAAUCGGGCGAGGACAGAAAAGGAAGACAAGUUGUCCCAAGCCUAUGCAAUCAGUGCUGGGGUGUCAGUCGAGGGCCAGCAAUUAUUCCAGACUAUACAUAAAACCAUCAAAGACUGUAAAUGGCAGGAGAAGAACAUCAUUGUCAUGGAUGACGUGGUGAUCUCUCCACCGUACCAGGUGGAGAACUGCAAAGGCAAAGAGGGAAGUGCUCUCAGUCAUAUACGCAAAAUUGUGGAGAAGCAUUUUAAAGACGUGGAGAGCCAGAAGUCGCUGCAGCGCACACAAGCACAGCAAACACAGAAGGACUCGUCUCUAUCCUCCUGAGUGGGGGGUGUGUCUCCUCUGAGGAGGGCGGCAGGGCAUCGAGGGCCUCGGAGCUGGUGUGAGCCAGCGCUCUUCUCCCGCUCGCCGGCGGGGCCCGAGGGCGCACGCACCACGGCCCUAGGGUCUGGAAGAUCAAAAGAAACAAACACACAAAAAAAAAAAAACAUUAAAAAAAAAAAAAAAAGCAAAAAUGUUUUAAGAAAAAACCACAAGAGUGAAAAGAGUUCAUUCUAAAUUAGACUUUAUAAAGAUAAUUUAAAACACCAACCAUCAAACCAACCAUAGUUUCUUUGACUAACUUACAGUGUCUUAUCCCCUCUCUGCCCCUUCUUCUUCCUCCUCCUCCUCCUCCUGUGUUUCUUCUGAAAUAGCUUUUCAUAUGUUCUUCUUACAUCCCUCCUUCGCCUUCUAUUCCAUUUUGUCAAAAAAAAAAAAAAAACAAACCAGUCAGAAAAGCUUGUUAGCUUUUACUUUUUGCUUUUUUUUUUUUUUUUUCCUUUUGGCUGUUUAUGUUCUACGAUUGUCUGUCUCUUCUGUAUUUUAAACGAAAUGUGACUUCAGAUGCCACACGUUACAAAGGACGUUUUCUAAAAUAAAAGUAACAAAAAUUCUGACUGUAA
Puntigrus tetrazona (Sumatra barb) is the source of this 1249-nucleotide messenger RNA. It is a transcript of the gene lsm12b, whose product is annotated as LSM12 homolog b. Gene Ontology annotation, molecular function: RNA binding. The record is from RefSeq and is a predicted model, not a curated record. NCBI's taxonomy places the organism in Eukaryota, Metazoa, Chordata, Actinopteri, Cypriniformes, Cyprinidae. The transcript is spliced from 5 exons. The coding region runs from base 39 to 629 and encodes 196 amino acids.